Messenger RNA from Phytophthora nicotianae INRA-310, 684 nucleotides. RefSeq lists its product as hypothetical. The transcript has 2 exons. The record is from RefSeq and is a predicted model, not a curated record. The coding region runs from base 1 to 684 and encodes 227 amino acids. Lineage: Eukaryota; Oomycota; Peronosporomycetes; Peronosporales; Peronosporaceae.
AUGUCUACAAGUCGUCACCAUGUUGUGUCUGUAGUGCUUGGAUACGAUAAGACCGAUUAUCAGAGCAGCCACGCCGCUAUGAACCAGCAUGUUGGUGAAAAGCCCCCCGGUAAAUCGAUGACAGCUUCAGAAAAUCUCAACAAGAAAUGCCACGUGCAGUUUGGUGAGCCUGGUACAAAGAGAGCGUUCACAACCUCCAGCAAACUUGCAGAUCCAACGGGAGAAGUGCUCAAGUAUCGAGGUGAACUAGCUAAGGAAACCAAGGACCUGCUCAUGCAGACAUCUUCAUGUUACGGAAACGACGUGGUACCGUACGUAUCGUCGACGCAACUCGCUACGCAAUGGGACAAGGAGAAGGUGACGGAAACUAUUAGACUGCGGAAUGAGAUUCGAGCUCGAACAGGCCCACGACCGACUCGAGGAAUGUCGUACGAUGACGAGAUCGAGUACGUCUCGGAAGCCAAGAGCGCCUACGAGAACAAGUUCAAGAUCCACAGACCUUCGACCAUGGCUGCGUCUGUGAAAAAUGAUCUGCGUUCAACGCACUUUUCACUGGGCCACGAGAAGCUGGACUACAAGACAUCGAGCCACAUCGAACGCCUCUCUCCAGACCAAUUUGCACUGUACGCGACUCGACCUCCACCGCUUCACGACCUGAAAAAGUCGACCGUGGAAAUCUCUUGA